This is a messenger RNA of Uranotaenia lowii, 821 nucleotides long. RefSeq names its product signal peptidase complex subunit 2 (gene Spase25). Bases 115 to 702 code for a protein of 195 amino acids. Gene Ontology annotation, cellular component: signal peptidase complex; membrane. Lineage: Eukaryota; Metazoa; Arthropoda; Insecta; Diptera; Culicidae. The transcript has 2 exons. The record is from RefSeq and is a predicted model, not a curated record. Gene Ontology annotation, biological process: protein targeting to ER.
AUGCUUGGCGUUUGUCGAGUUGUCAAAACUUCCGAAAUCGAUCGCUUGCGCUCUCCUUGGCCGCGAACACAUUCCAGAUAAUUUGCACUGAUUUUCCGCAUUUAACGUCCCACGAUGAGCUCCAAAUCGAAGAAAACCGAUAAUGCCAACAAGGAGGAAGAGGAGCCGGUCAAAAUUAACAAAUGGGACGGAACUGCAGUGAAGCACGCCUUGGACGAUUCCGUCAAAACGGCCCUCUUGAGUCGUACCAACAUGCGGGAGCACCACGCCAUUAUCGACGGGCGCCUCUUCAUUUGUGCCCUGGCCGUCACCACGGCCUUGGUCGCCCUAGGCUACGACUAUCAGUAUUCGUUCCCCAACUCGAAACCGGUGCUGAUCGUGUGCGUAUGUUUCUACUUCUUCCUGAUGGGCAUUUUGACCAUUUAUACUACGUAUGUCGAGAAGGGAAUUUUUGCCGUCGGAAACCAGAAGGACGAGAAGGGUGGCCAGAAGCGCUGGCAGGCCAGCUCCGAGAUGCGCAAGUACGACGACAAGUACGAGCUCACGAUUCAGCUUAAGGAUGCGCGUGGAGUGCGGGAGGCUACCGUUACCAAAUCGGUGGCCAACUUCAUCGACAACACCGGUCUGGUGCUGGACGAUCUGGUGGCCAACGAGCUGAACCGCAUCGUCAACUCGCUGAAUGCGGAAAAGAAAGACAAGUAAAGUAGGGGCGAGAUGGUCUCAUCAUUGUGUACCGAAUCUUAAAUUGUAAUUGAGUAAAAAAAAAUUUACAAACAUUUCAAGUUUGAUAUUUAGAAUAAAGUCAACUAAUGUAACUGAUA